Molecule: messenger RNA, 321 nt
Organism: Rhagoletis zephyria (snowberry fruit fly)
Lineage: Eukaryota; Metazoa; Arthropoda; Insecta; Diptera; Tephritidae
Cellular component (GO): membrane
Source: RefSeq, a predicted model, not a curated record
AUGACGGAAGCUACUUCAUCGCUACUGCCCUAUCUGACCAUACACAUGCAAUCGAUCGGCUUGACAGUCGAAGAGAUUGCCAUUAUUUAUCUGGCGUUACCAUUUACCACAUUUCUGAGUCCACCAAUUACAGGUUUUCUUGUCGACAAAUUUGGCAAAUAUAAACCGGUCGUCAUUAUGAGUCUGCUGUUGAAUGCGCUUUUCCAUCAUUCGCUUUUGUUCAUACCACAACAAGAAAUUCCCGGUAUUGUACCCUCAGCGUUCGUUAUGCGCCAUCCGGAUACAGGUGAUAUAGAGGUGAGUUAGCAUGCAUUUAACCAG